Molecule: messenger RNA, 282 nt
Organism: Anopheles maculipalpis
Lineage: Eukaryota; Metazoa; Arthropoda; Insecta; Diptera; Culicidae
Product: WD repeat-containing protein on Y chromosome
Exons: 2
Coding region: 1-282 (93 amino acids)
Source: RefSeq, a predicted model, not a curated record
AUGUCCGAAGGCAUUAGAAGAGCCCGUAGCGUUCAGCUGAAAUACCUAGCCACACUGCACCAGAUAGGGAAACCGCUCGAGGAACCGAUUGUGGGCAGACACUUUAAGCUUCCGGAACGUCCACGGCCGGCAGAACAUCCCGUGUUCGAUCUGUCACUGCUAUAUAUACCCAUCUACUGUCACCUGGUGCUUCAUCCGCCGGAAGAGAUUGUACGUCCACCGACGCCGGAUUUAAUAAUACGAGCACGCAUGGAGAAGGCGGUCGAAAAUUGGAUGGAUUGA